Sinocyclocheilus rhinocerous is the source of this 862-nucleotide messenger RNA. Its product is annotated as minor histocompatibility antigen H13. Gene Ontology annotation, biological process: membrane protein proteolysis. Gene Ontology annotation, molecular function: aspartic endopeptidase activity, intramembrane cleaving. The transcript is spliced from 13 exons. Lineage: Eukaryota; Metazoa; Chordata; Actinopteri; Cypriniformes; Cyprinidae. The record is from RefSeq and is a predicted model, not a curated record. The coding region runs from base 60 to 845 and encodes 261 amino acids. Gene Ontology annotation, cellular component: membrane; cytoplasmic side of endoplasmic reticulum membrane; lumenal side of endoplasmic reticulum membrane.
UUGGCCUAUAUCUCUUUUUCAAGAUUUUCUCGCAAGAGUACAUUAACUUGCUGCUGUCCAUGUAUUUCUUCGUGCUGGGAGUAUUAGCGCUGUCUCACACAAUGAGUCCCUUUAUGUGCAGAGUUUUCCCUGCUAAUGUGCCAAAUAAGCAGUACCAGCUGCUGUUCACCCAGGGCUCAGGAGAAGGCAAAGAGGAGAUCGUCAACUAUGAGUUUGACACGAAGGAUCUGAUAUGCCUGGGAAUCAGCAGUGUGGUAGGGGUCUGGUACGUCCUCAAAAAGCAUUGGAUAGCCAAUAACCUGUUUGGUCUGGCUUUUGCCCUGAAUGGAGUUGAGCUGCUCCACCUCAAUAACGUCAGCACUGGAUGUAUCCUGCUGGGAGGUCUGUUCGUUUACGAUGUGUUCUGGGUUUUUGGCACCAAUGUUAUGGUGACAGUUGCCAAGUCCUUCGAAGCCCCAAUUAAGUUGGUUUUCCCUCAAGAUUUGCUGGAGAAAGGUUUGGAUGCCAGUAACUUUGCCAUGUUGGGACUGGGGGACAUUGUCAUUCCGGGGAUCUUCAUUGCUCUGCUCCUGCGCUUUGAUGUCAGUUUGAAGAAGAACACAAGAACUUACUUCUACACCAGUUUCCUGGCUUACAUCUUUGGCCUGGGUCUUACCAUAUUCGUUAUGCACACCUUUAAACAUGCUCAGCCUGCUCUGCUGUACCUGGUCCCUGCUUGUAUUGGAUUUCCAGUGCUGCUGGCCCUGUUUAAAGGAGAACUGACUGAGAUGUUCAGAUACGAAGAGUCUUCACCAGAGGAGGCGUCAUCGAAAGAGGAAAUAACAGAAUCUGAUAAAGACAAAUAAAAAUGCUAAUUGAGCUC